This is a messenger RNA of Acanthoscelides obtectus, 689 nucleotides long. The record is from the annotation of a GenBank genome assembly. NCBI's taxonomy places the organism in Eukaryota, Metazoa, Arthropoda, Insecta, Coleoptera, Chrysomelidae.
GCCUACUAUUUUCUUUUUUAUACUGAUAUCUGGAUGUUACAGAUUCCAUAUAUUUUGCCAAGUAAUCUCGUUGCCGCUGCAAAUCUCCUAGACUCCAAUAAUCAGAGAAUAUUAGUUUUUUUUCCUCACUGGAGAUUUUCUCGUUGCAUUUCAAUCGGCAAUUUUGGCAGGGAGAUGAACCUUUUGCUUGAUGAUGAUGUGUAUUCGAGUCCUCUAUUUCGUUGCCGUUUUGCAAUGUUCUUUUGUCAAGCAUCUACAUCCAUUUUUCUUCUUCCGGGCUUCUUUGCUUUGGGCUCUCCGAAAUUUGAUAACUCGGGGGAAGAAGAUUCUGCCGAUUCAGACAAAACGUAGUCUGGGUCUGCAUCGGAGUCAUCACAGGGUGAUUCAAUAUCGUCGAACUCCACUUCUAUAUUUUGAGCUUCUCGUAUGUUUGAAAAUGUGUCUCUGGACUGGUGAUCAGUAUGAUGUAUCUCUUCGCCCUUUUCUGUGCCUAGAGAAUCAAGCAGGCCAUUUUCGAGAUCAAUCAGUUGAUCGUUUAUUUUUGAUGGGCUAGCUGUCAAGAAUGAAUCUACAAUCUCUGUAGCAUCUCUGAAAUGCGGUAACGCAUUUUCUCCCUCACAAGUUAGAUCCGUUGGAGGUAGUAAAUUAGGUGCUGCGUGGUUUUUGCCAGAUCCUAAAAGAGAAAAAAG